Kwoniella shivajii is the source of this 1758-nucleotide messenger RNA. RefSeq lists its product as uncharacterized. Gene Ontology annotation, cellular component: membrane. Gene Ontology annotation, molecular function: magnesium ion transmembrane transporter activity. The transcript is spliced from 10 exons. Gene Ontology annotation, biological process: magnesium ion transport. Bases 1 to 1758 code for a protein of 585 amino acids. NCBI's taxonomy places the organism in Eukaryota, Fungi, Basidiomycota, Tremellomycetes, Tremellales, Cryptococcaceae. The record is from RefSeq and is a predicted model, not a curated record.
AUGGAGGGAAUAACAGCCACACCGACAUUGGAUGAUAUCAUAUCUGUCACUUCUACUUUACUAGAUGUAAUCUCAACAUCAAUGACUAAUUCGGAUGGAGGAGGAUUUGAUCUGAAGUAUCCAAAUGGAACUAGUCCAUUCGACGUAUUCGAUAAUAGUACAGUAACAGAACCUGAUAUAGGAACUAUAAUAGAUUCAGAAGGCAGCUAUGUACUUAAUACAUUUAUUGGACUUUUGAUAGUUCUGAUAUCAUCUCUGUUUAAUGCCUUAGGGUUGAAUAUGACUAAAUUAGAUCAUGUGAGACAGCAAGGUAUACCAAAGAGUCAGCGAAAGAAAGAAUGGAUGAGAUUAUUAUGGUUAAGUGGAAUGGGCAUGUAUAUUGCCUCACAAGUCUUUGGAUCACCACUUGCAUUGAGAUAUUUACGCCCGGAUUGGGUAGCACCACUUGGAUCUUCUUCAUUAGUAUUCAACUUUCUCUUCGCGCGCUGGCUAGUCGGUACUCCUGUAACCCCUACCGACAUUUACGGGACAGUCAUUAUUAUACUUGGAGUGAUCUUAAUCAUUAUCUUCUCCAGUAUAAAUCACGGUUUAGUUCAAUCACUUGAUGUAGCUAGACUUAAUUCACUAUGGAGCAGAGCAUCAUGGCUAGUCUAUUUUCUAUUCAUAGUCCUAUUCACUGCUUCAACAUAUAUGGUUUCGUCUUUAUUCGCUUCUCUUAUGAGAUCAAGAGCAUCAUUCUCUCCCUUACCCUCACCAACAAUGGAACUACCGACCUCUCGACCUAAAUCACCGAAUGCAAUUAAAGGAUUUUACCAAAGGGUAUCAAAAAUUAUUAAACGAAUGAGAGGAAUAGCAGUCAGAACUUUAGAGUCUGUUUUCGCUAGAGCAGAUGAUUCUAGAUUGAUUUGGUUACAAGGUAUGGGCUGGGCUGUAACAGGUGGUAGUUUAGCUGGGUUAUGUUUGGUAUUCACUAAAGCAACUGUCAAAUUAUUUGGAUUACCUGGACAUCCUCUCGUUCAUUUUUCCGCAAUCAUCACUCUACUUGCCGUUAUCACUACAGCUGUACUGCAAAUCGUAUGUCUGGAUAGAGCUUUGAAAUGCGCAGAUACAGUAGUGGUAGUCCCUUUAUUCUACGCUGGUUAUACGGUAUUUGGGUUCAUCAAUUCUCUCAUCUUCUAUGACGAAGCGGGACAAUAUGCUCGAUGGGUUUUGAUAGCCGUUUUCAGUUCUAUAGCUGUUCUCAUAUCGGGAGUCGUUUUGCUAUCACUAAAAUCGUCAGCCAAAGCUGCUCCAGAUCCGUAUACAGUAUCAGCCCAACCUCACAACUCGAUGCGUCUACGCCCUAGAUCACAUGCAAGGACAACAUCAGGUAUCACAGAUCCAGAAUCGGGACCAUCAAAGUAUGAUCAAGACGAAAUUGAUGCUUUGUCAGACGAUAAUGAAGCCAAAGAUGUUCUUUGGGAAGUGGGAAGUGUAAGCGAUGCUUCCGACGAUGAGUCAAGAGGAGAGAACAAAGGAAAAGGUGUAGGUGGAACAAAAGGUGGAAGUGGUGAAAGAAGAGGUUUAUUAGGUGAUCAAGAAGAAAGUUCACGUGAAAAUGAACGUCAUGGUGGACAAUCGCGAAAGGAGAAGAAAAGAGAAACUGAUAAUCCUUUUGAGGUUGGCGAAGAAGAUGGAUUCGGUGAUUAUGAAGGUGUAACACAUGAAGAUGUUGAUGUUGAAUCCGGUGAAUUGACUCCUCGGAAAGCAACUAGAUAA